Perca flavescens (yellow perch) is the source of this 1924-nucleotide messenger RNA. It is a transcript of the gene tmem110l, whose product is annotated as transmembrane protein 110, like. Gene Ontology annotation, cellular component: membrane. The record is from RefSeq and is a predicted model, not a curated record. NCBI's taxonomy places the organism in Eukaryota, Metazoa, Chordata, Actinopteri, Perciformes, Percidae. The transcript has 8 exons. The coding region runs from base 259 to 1173 and encodes 304 amino acids.
CUGUUUACGUUGUCAUAAACGUGGAUGUGAGUCAGAUAAUCGAUUCUGUUGUCUGCUUUUUGCAUCAUGGGAUGUAGCAUCAGUCUCUGGGAACACUGAAGGAAGACUUUACCCUACGUUACAUCGAAAGCCGGAAAUAGAAAUCUGGCGGUUUGUUUUUCUCGAGUAAAAUAAAGACAGCCUAAGCUCUUCCUAGCACACCGAGGGAGUGCGCCUUUUGUGUCAGACGGCUGUGUUUUUUUUUUUAAUCGUGUCAACAUGGACAUGUACGGAUACAGCGGGGUCUUCUUGGUGAAAAGAUUCCUGGACAAUGGCGUUUUUGAAGUCACAAACAUGUCUGACAUCAGCAAGUUGAAUCCUCACGGCUGCGAUAACGGAGCCCUGACGGACAGGUUCGGCGUCUUGAUCCAGGGACUCCUGGCUAUCGUUGCCUUCAGUACGCUGAUGUUGAAGAGGUUCCGGGAGCCUGUAGGGAUCAGACGACCGUGGAGGAUCUGGUUUUAUGACACAUCCAAGCAGGCCAUCGGUUCUCUUUUUAUCCACUUUGCCAACGUCUUCCUGUCCACGCUCACUGAAGAGGACCCAUGCUCCCUGUAUCUGAUGAACUUCCUGCUGGACGCCGUGCUGGGGAUGCUGGUCAUCUGGCUGGCCGUGAAGUUGGUGUCCAAACUAGUGGAGUACAAGCAGUGGACGUUGCUCAUGUUUGGUGAAUAUGGCGACCCUCCCCAGGCUGCAGCCUGGCUGGGUCAGUGUGGCAUCUACCUGCUCAUCAUGGUGCUGGAGAAAGGUGUCAUCAGCCUGGUGCUGCUCAUCCCCGGAUGGUCCAGCUUGCAGGAGGUGUUGCUAAGCUACAUUGCUAACCCUCAGCUGGAGCUGGUGCUGGUCAUGCUCAUUGUUCCCUUCAUAGUGAAUUCCAUCAUGUUCUGGGUGGUGGACAGCCUGAUGAUGAGGAAGUACAAGACGAUGAAGAGCCUGGACGACUCCUGCAACAGCGCGUUGAAGAAGGCCGACUCGCUGCCCUGGGCCAACAGUGAGGAGUCAUUGAUCCUGCUGGCUGCAGAGACAGACACAGACGAGGCUUCAGAGGGGGAGGAAGAGCCAGGCGAUGACGGACCAGACCCUUAUGUUCAGUAUUCUGGAGGACCGCUGAGACCCAGCUGGGUGGUGGUAUAAACCCAGGUGAUGCUACCCGUCUGUCCUCUGUCCACACACAACACACUCUUUAGAGCCUAAAUAUGAGCAAACGCAAACAAGCCUUGCAUCCGUAACUCCUCAAGGGUCUAACUAUCGGCUUCCUUGUAAACAAAGGCACAAUUAAAAGGUCUGAUAACCUGUGAAUGUGAACUCUACAGCCUGAGCUGCCUUCCUCUGCACUGAACUGGAGCUUGACUCAGUGCAUGCAUGUAAAUCAAGUAGCAUUUUGUGGCAAGGAAUUUAGAAGCUCUUUAUCCUCUCACCUUGCUGCCUCCGUUUGCUGCAAGAGAACAUUAGAGCAACCACAACUGAACGUGUUUGGAGAGAGAUUAUUAAGAAAGCAGCGGCCGCAGGGCAAACGGUGCGGGUGGGAAUGACGAGCUCUGAGAUAAAUCUGUCUUCUCUUCACACUGGGGACUUUUGGAAAUGAUGUUGCUCUAAAGAGAGUCAUUUAUUGUGUAUCAUAUUGCAAAGAGAAGCAUUUCAAUUCUCCUGUUUGCAUUUACGCUUUACAAGCCAAAAGGUCUACAGUUUGACAUAUUCCGACUGUAAUGUUUUAUUAAUAUUCCAAUGUAUCUUGUGUAUUUUCUUUUUUUAAACCCAAUUAUGAACAUGUGGAUAAACUGGCACAGCACGCUCCGUCAUUAACAGGCCUGUAAAGUGCCACGGUGCCUCUUACCGAAUGCAUCUCUUUAAUCUGUACUAUGAAUAAAGAUGAUUGACACAUGAA